Xyrauchen texanus (razorback sucker) is the source of this 2888-nucleotide messenger RNA. RefSeq names its product histone H3. The record is from RefSeq and is a predicted model, not a curated record. Bases 1 to 669 code for a protein of 222 amino acids. Gene Ontology annotation, cellular component: nucleosome. Gene Ontology annotation, molecular function: protein heterodimerization activity; DNA binding; structural constituent of chromatin. The transcript is spliced from 4 exons. NCBI's taxonomy places the organism in Eukaryota, Metazoa, Chordata, Actinopteri, Cypriniformes, Catostomidae.
AUGGCAAGAACCAAACAAACCGCUCGCAAGUCCACUGGUGGAAAAGCCCCGAGGAAGCAGCUCGCUACUAAAGCCGCUCGCAAGAGCGCCCCCGCCACCGGUGGCGUCAAGAAGCCUCAUCGUUACAGGCCCGGUACCGUGGCGCUGAGAGAGAUCCGCCGUUAUCAGAAGUCCACUGAGCUGCUGAUCCGCAAACUGCCUUUCCAGCGUCUGGUGAGAGAAAUCGCUCAGGAUUUCAAGACGGAUCUGCGCUUCCAGAGCUCCGCCGUCAUGGCCCUGCAGGAGUCCAGCGAGGCUUAUUUGGUCGGUCUGUUCGAGGACACCAACUUGUGCGCCAUCCACGCCAAGAGGUCAAUUAUGUCUGGAAGAGGUAAAGGAGGAAAAGGACUUGGGAAAGGAGGCGCUAAGCGUCACCGUAAAGUGUUGCGUGAUAACAUCCAAGGAAUCACCAAACCCGCCAUCCGUCGUCUCGCUCGCCGCGGUGGUGUCAAGCGUAUCUCCGGUCUGAUCUACGAGGAGACUCGCGGUGUGUUGAAGGUGUUUCUGGAGAACGUGAUCCGUGAUGCCGUCACCUACACCGAGCACGCCAAGAGAAAGACCGUCACUGCCAUGGACGUUGUGUACGCGCUGAAACGACAGGGACGAACUCUGUACGGCUUCGGAGGAUAAACGUCUUCAUUCUCAUCAGACAAACACAACGGCUCUUUUAAGAGCCACACACACUCUCACACGAAGAGUCAAUGUCUGAACUGUUGAAGUAUUUUAUCUCUUAUACCAAAGUCUGUGCUGUUACUGUGUCAUGUUUUAGUUUGUAUUUCCUUAAGUAAAAUGUAAGGCAUUUUAAUCUAAUGUGGUUUACGAAUUGGUGGGAAAAACAAAUGCUACUAAAAUAAACAGAUGUGAUACAUUCACAUCAGCCCCCAAAGGCUCUUUUAAGAGCCACUAAAUUUUCCCUCUAAAGCCUUCCAGUCCAUUUUUAAUAAUUAUUAUUAGUUUUUGAAUUGAUUUUUGUGUCUGGUAGAUUUCUAUGGCAGUGUUGCAACCACUGAUCUAUAUAUAUAACUGUAUUGCUCAUAGAAUGGGCUAUAUGCAUGGAAUGUUAAUUACAACUUCUGGAAUAAUAUAAGCCAGCUCAAAAAAUUCAGGUGAAACGUCACUUGCUGUAGCGGCAUAUUCAGUUUUCUUAUAGACAGUCUAACAAUAUCAAUCUUUUUGUUGUUGUAAUAGUUAGGCCUAACAUUUAUUCACUUGUUUAAAUGGCUUAUAUAAAUAAGUGAACGAAAUGAAAAAGACGUUUAAAUUUCAGCGUUUGUGAGUGGAGGACAACGGAGCACUAUUCAAUUCGGCUAUUCGUUUUCACACUGUCCCCUCCGAUGACCAACAACGAAAGAAAUGGAUCUUAAAUAUAAGAAGAGUCAACCUAACCAUCUCUCACCAUACCAGUGUGUUUGUAGCCAGCACUUUGUGUCAAAAGAGGUCACAGAGCUGGCUGAUCUAGGAGGUAGGCGAAGGCUGAAGCCUGGUGCCGUACCUGUGUUGUUACCUUGGAACGAUUACUCUCUUGGAGUGAGAAGGCUUGGAGUUUGGGAACGGAGAGCGAGGCCAGAAAUUGAGCAGAAUGGGGAAGAUGUUGGCCCUAUAUACGCCAAUGACCAUGAUUACGGCACAGCUCCCGACCCCACAUUUUUUGACGCUGUUCGCAGCGAAAGCAUUCGCAAAGAGAUCGUACAACCGAGGCAGCAGCUGGAGCAGUUGUCACUCAAACAGCGUUUUGGGCUACAUCGUUUUUCAGGCUCUGACAGGGACAUCCGUUUCUACACAAGGUUCUCCUCUUAUGACCACCUGAUGCGGUUUUGGCAGCUCAUUGAACCAUCGCUGCAAUUCAUGGUUCGAGUUUCCAGAGCAAGAACUCCAAACGGUGACUCCGCAAAAAGUGCUGCCAUGUCUUUACAGCCAAUAGAUGAACUGUUCCUCUUCCUGAACUACCUUGCCCUUGGAUUGAAGCAGAGGGAAUUGGCUGAUCGGUAUGGGGGUCCAUCAAUCUACCGUCAGCAGGAUCAUCCUUACAUGGAGCAGUUUUUUGUUCUGUAUUCUUGGUUCACAGCGAAUUUGGAUGCCCCAACACAAAAUUAAUGAGCACUUGCCAGUAGAGUUCAGAGAUUACGCAGACACUACCGUAAUCCUGGACUGCACAGAGCUCAGAUGCCAAACACCUACUUCCCCUUUGCUCCAAAGUGAAGUGUAUUCAAACUACAAGUCCCACUAUACCCUGAAGGGAAUGAUUGGAAUGGCCCCCCAUGGUGCUAUAACCUUUGUUUCUCCCCUCUUUGCUGGCUCAGUAAGUGACAAGCAGAUCUUUGCAGAGUCAGGAAUAUUUGCAUUACUUAGGCAGGAUAUGGCAAUAAUGGUGGACAGAGGAUUUCUUGUGGAUGACUGUGUGCCCUGUAAAGUGUACAGGCCUGUAUUUCUUUCUGGGAGACCUCAGAUGCCAGCACACGAGGUCAGGGAGACCCAGGCUAUUGCACAUCUGAGAGUGCAUGUUGAGCGCCUUAUUCGCCAUUUAAAGGAACACAAAUUCUUUGACACUGUUAUCCCCAUAAAUAUGUUUGGUAACAUUAACCAGCUCUAUGUAGUUGCAUGCCUUCUGUUAAAUUACCAGAGUGGCCCACUUGUAAAAGCUUUGUCUAAAUAGAUGCAUCAAGACCAGUGUGCAGUUCUGUUUAGUAUUUAAACUAUUUUACUGUUGUUAGCUACUGAUUUUGUUCAAUGAUAAAGAAUGGAUUUACAUCUCUACAACUUCAUACAGGGAUCUGUAUUUUCCCCUCAUUUUCAGUUUCAUGCUUCCAGUGAAUAAAUCUACAUUUGUUUGUAACUGCCUUUUUUAAAGG